AUGUUGCCAAUUCUCCAUUCUCAGGAAAUGACCAAGACUUUCACGGGGCCUGUGCAUAGUUAUCCAUGGACGACACAUACUAGAGGGGAGAAUGGGGAGGGCGGUGAAUAUGAACGUCCUUCUACAGUGCUAUCUUUCAAGACGCUUGCGGCCAGGCGACCAGCAACUGCACCAGGUAGGGUUAUUGAUAGUGAUGUAGAUGAGAAAGUUGAGACACCUGGUUCACGGUCAUCGACGGCGAAUAGUCAUAGACUGUUAGAUGUUCCCUCAGGCCCAUGCAGUAGCCUUACCAGCGCUACGACAUCACCUAUUCCUUUAACUGAUAAGACGUGUCCCGUAUGUUUAAAGGAAUUCACGAGAAAGACUUCGCUCAACACACAUCUGCUGAUCCACGCAGAUAUUCGGCCCUACCGAUGCAAGUAUCCGGAUUGCAAAAAGACCUUUAACGUGAAGAGCAAUUUAAACAGACAUCUGAAAAUCCACAAGAAACAAGAACUAAAGGGCGGCGAGAAAAGCUCCCUGGAGGAGGCAUUUCAUUGA
This is a messenger RNA of Eremothecium cymbalariae DBVPG#7215, 540 nucleotides long. RefSeq names its product C2H2-type zinc finger protein. Gene Ontology annotation, cellular component: nucleus. The transcript has a single exon. The record is from RefSeq and is a predicted model, not a curated record. The coding region runs from base 1 to 540 and encodes 179 amino acids. NCBI's taxonomy places the organism in Eukaryota, Fungi, Ascomycota, Saccharomycetes, Saccharomycetales, Saccharomycetaceae.